Nomascus leucogenys (northern white-cheeked gibbon) is the source of this 6565-nucleotide messenger RNA. Lineage: Eukaryota; Metazoa; Chordata; Mammalia; Primates; Hylobatidae. The record is from RefSeq and is a predicted model, not a curated record.
AAUGCAGGUGAUCCAAGGACGUAUGACCCAGAUUUCAAGGGGCCUGUUGCCAACAGGAGUUGUACAGAUGUUCUGUGCUGUAUGAUCUUCCUACUGUGUAUUAUUGGCUACAUUGUUUUAGGACUUGUGGCCUGGGUACAUGGGGACCCCAGAAGAGCAGCCUAUCCUACAGACAGCCAGGGCCACUUUUGUGGCCAGAAGGGCACCCCCAAUGAGAACAAGACCAUUUUGUUUUACUUUAACCUGUUACGCUGUACCAGUCCCUCCGUGUUGCUAAACCUACAGUGCCCUACCACACAGAUCUGUGUCUCCAAGUGCCCAGAAAAAUUUUUAACCUAUGUGGAAAUGCAACUUUUGUACACAAAAGACAAAAGCUACUGGGAAGACUACCGUCAGUUCUGUAAGACCACUGCUAAGCCUGUGAAGUCUCUCACACAACUUUUACUGGAUGAUGAUUGUCCAACAGCGAUUUUUCCAAGCAAACCUUUUCUCCAGAGAUGUUUCCCUGACUUCUCUACCAAAAAUGGCACUUUAACAAUAGGAAGUAAGAUGGUGUUUCAAGAUGGAAAUGGAGGGACAAGAAGUGUUAUAGAACUCAGGGAUGCUGCAAAUGGUAUCAAUAAACUUCUUGAUGCCAAGUCACUUGGAUUGAAAGUGUUUGAAGACUAUGCAACAACUUGGUAUUGGAUUCUCAUUGGCCUGACGAUCGCCAUGGUCCUUAGUUGGAUAUUUUUGAUACUUCUGAGGUUCAUAGCUGGAUGCCUCUUCUGGCUCUUCAUGAUUGGUGUGAUUGGAAUUAUAGAUUAUGGAAUAUGGCACUGUUACCAGCAGUACACCAAUCUUCAGGAACGCCCAAGUUCUGUAUUAACUAUCUAUGACAUUGGGAUUCAGACUAACAUAAGCAUGUACUUUGAACUGCAACAAACAUGGUUCACAUUUAUGAUAAUACUCUGCAUCAUUGAAGUGAUUGUCAUCCUCAUGCUGAUCUUCCUCAGGAAUCGAAUCCGAGUCGCCAUUAUCCUGCUGAAGGAAGGAAGCAAAGCCAUUGGAUACGUUCCUAGUACAUUAGUCUAUCCAGCUUUAACUUUCAUUUUGCUCUCAAUCUGCAUUUGCUACUGGGUCGUGACAGCAGUUUUCUUGGCGACAUCAGGGGUACCUGUAUACAAAGUCAUAGCUCCAGAGGGGCGUUGCAUACAUGAAAAUCAAACCUGUGACCCAGAGAUUUUUAAUACAACUGAAAUUGCCAAAGCUUGCCCUGGGGCUCUGUGUAACUUUGCAUUCUAUGGUGGAAAGAGCUUGUACCAUCAAUACAUCCCUACCUUCCAUGUAUACAACUUGUUUAUCUUUCUCUGGCUUAUAAACUUCGUCAUUGCAUUGGGUCAGUGUGCCCUUGCUGGUGCAUUCGCUACUUAUUACUGGGCCAUGAAAAAACCUGAUGACAUCCCACGAUAUCCACUUUUUACUGCAUUUGGACGAGCCAUACGAUAUCACACUGGCUCCCUAGCAUUUGGAUCUUUGAUUAUUGCAUUAAUUCAAAUGUUUAAAAUUGUCCUAGAAUACUUGGACCACCGUCUUAAACGUACCCAGAACACAUUUUCUAAAUUCCUACAGUGCUGCCUGAGAUGCUGCUUCUGGUGUUUGGAAAAUGCAAUAAAGUUUUUAAACAGAAAUGCCUAUAUUAUGAUUGCAAUAUAUGGCAGAAACUUCUGCAGGUCAGCAAAAGAUGCUUUCAAUCUGCUGAUGAGAAAUGUUUUAAAAGUUGCAGUUACAGAUGAAGUUACAUACUUCGUAUUAUUCCUGGGGAAAAUUCUAGUUGCUGGAAGUAUAGGUGUUCUGGCCUUCCUGUUCUUCACACAAAGACUGCCAGUGAUUGCACAAGGACCAGCAUCUUUAAAUUACUACUGGGUACCUUUGCUGACGGUCAUUUUGGGGUCUUACCUGAUUGCACAUGGGUUCUUCAGCGUCUAUGCAAUGUGUGUUGAAACGAUUUUCAUCUGCUUCUGUGAAGAUCUGGAAAGAAAUGAUGGAUCUACAGAAAAACCCUACUUCAUAACCCCUAACCUGCAUGGAAUUCUGAUCAAGAAGCAACUAGUUGCCCAGAAGCAGAAAGAGUAGAAAAGCUCCAAACAGUGUCACUCACUUUUAAGUAGAAGUUGUGUAAAUUAGGUUGAUUGUAAUUUGGAAAUGUUGCUUUUGAGGAAUGUGAAAUUUCUGUGCUUAAUUCUAAGAAGUCAGCACCUGCUACCACCUGAGGUGUCAGGUAUCUGAUGACGUUAGCUGCUGUCUACUUUAUAGACGGUGGUCCCAGCUAAAGAUCAAAAUGUUAAUGUCAAACGUUUUUUAAAAUCUGUAGCCGAGAGUGUUUUAAUAACUUUUAUAACUCAGCGUGCUGUUUCCAUUGCAGCACUUUAAUAGCCUUUCUUUUUAUAAGUGUAUAUUUGUAAAGGAUAUUCAGGCAAUUUUUGAAAACACUAUAAAUGUGUAAUUAAUUAGCCAUAAAAUAUUGAUUUAUAGUUAACCAGCAUAUGGUACUAAAUUUGUAAAUAUGGUGCUAUGCUUAUAUUUAUACUGUUCAAGCUGGUGGACAACUCUCUAAACUGUGAUUAAACUUGUAUUAAUGGUUCCCUAGGAAGUAUAUUUCAGUGAGUCAUGUCCAUAACAAACAUAGAUGUUAAUGUUAUAUAGGUUCUACGGAGAGCAUUGCUGGGUAAAAAAUACUGUGGAACCUUCAGAGCCCAUUCUGUUUUAGGGAAAUCAUGUUUAUAUUGAAGUCAAAUCUGAGUUCUGGAGUGUCAUUUUCAACAACAUGAACCUCUGUCCAUGGUGAAAAUAUUCUGAACGAAACUGAAAUUGUUACAUAACUCAUGCCUUUUGUCUUUAACCCAAAUUUCUUAUUCCCACUAUAUAGAAAAUCAAUAUGAAUUUGUUUCAGAAGAGUGAUUAUAUCUUUUCAUGAGCACACCUGUAUUUCUAGAUUAAAGAGAUUGUGGGGCUUUGUUCUGCAAAAGGUUUGAUUUUGUCUCACCGUUCAGUGAGGGAAGAGAAAAGUAAGACACUUCAGAUUUUACCCUAAGGAAAUAUACUGUUGGCCCUCCAUCAUCUAAUACCUUUAUAAGGGCACACUGCAGGUCAGGAACUCUUCCCCCUGCAGGGCUUAGGAGGAAAGCUGUUGCCACCUGCCACCCCUGGCUGCCUGAGGUUUCUGAUAGUCAUGUGUAAGUUUUGAAUGGCAGAACAAAGCAUGAAUCACACACACCUUGCCUAGCCAUCCCCCGUGUGCAAAUGUGUAUGAUGUGGUUAACCGUGUAAAAAUGCACCCCAAAAGGAGCAUUGAAUCAAUUUGUAUUUUCUUGGCUUUUACCUUAAACUUGUGUAUAAGGAUUAUUUAUGUAUUGACAGAAAGGAACAUGUUGAUCUGAAUAUCACUCAUAUAUCCAAGAAAAGAGUCAGAAAUGUAUUGUUGUGUUAUAGAUUGAUCUAAAUACGUAUUAAUUAUCUUCAAGUGUAGACACCUAGAUUUAAACUGACUCUGUGGCAGAUUAAUUAAUAGCAAUAAGCCAAUGAAUAGGGAAGAUUUUUAGUAUCUAAUGACUACCAGCUUGUUCUUGGCUUACAUUCUUGAGAUUAUUGUAUUCAAAAGUGUCCGUUGGCUUCACAUUUUGGCAAAGAGCCUUCUGCAUUCUUAUUCUCCUUGAAGCGUAAUGCAGAUAAUGACAAUUUAUCUUUCUAGAUUAUUAUUCUUUUAUUAUUCAACAAGACAAAGGCCACAACAAAGGACUAGUAGAAUAGUGACCUCUACCUGAGAAUUUGUUAUAACUAUAGAUGUUUGUGCUCUGCCCAAGAGAUUCUGAUAUACUGUGAUUUGAUGUGAGCCACGAUGUGAAUUAUUAUAAAGUUCUCUAUUUGAUUCUGAUAACAUAAAUGUUGAAAAAUUGGCCAGGUGUGGUGUCUCACACCUGCAAUCCCAGCACUUUGGGAGUCCAAGAUGGACAGAUCACUUGAGCCUAGGAGUUCCAGACCAGCCUAGGCAACAUGGUGAAACCCCAUCUUUAUAAAAAAUAUAAAAAUUAGCCAAGUGUGGUGGCGCACACCUGUAGUCUCAGCUACUUGGGAAGCUGAAAUGUGAGGGUCACUUGAGCCCAAGAGGUCGAGGCUGCAGUGAGCCAUGAUCACACCACUGCACUUCAGCCUGGGUGACAGAGCAAAACCCUGUUUUAAAAAAAAAAGUUGAAAAAUCACUUGAAUAAAAGAUAAAUCAACACAUAAACUAGUUGCCAAUUUAUAUUAUGAGCUAACGUCUAGUCAGAAAAAUAUUCUCCAUUUACUACUUAUUUGUGUAAUUGAAAUAUGUAGAAUAAAAAUGAGCAUUGUUUUUGAGAAGAUAUUUAGAAGCCAUUUUCUUACAAAGCAAUUAAACUAAAAACUGAAAAACCAGGGCAAUGUUCCUCAAAAUUUGCAGUUGAUGUGUUUGAAAUCUAAAAUUUCACAAUUUUUAUUUUUCAAGGCUAUACCAUCUAAAUUAUUGAUGGCAAAACAAAAUCAAUUUUAAACAAAUAUAGUAAUUUAGCAAGGAAAUUAAAAAAAGAAGGUGAAAGUUAUUUUCUCAAUCAUGCAACUGAGAGACACGCAAUAUUGGCAGAAUCUAACCUGUUACACAGAAUGAAAUAAUAGCUUACUGACAUAAUCACAAGGGCUGAUUGUUUUCUCAUAACUAUGUUUACAAUAAUGUUGAUGCCAAACUAUGCUGUUUAAAAAACAAAAAAACAAAAAAAAGGAUUUUGAACUGCUGUAAAGCGAGUAUACAGCAGAUGGCGAUGUUACUUCUCUUACAGUUCUGCUUUGAUAUUUACUCUGUACCAUUCUUCCUCCUAGUGGAAGAUUUAGAAAGAAAUGAUGGUUCUACUGCAAGACCUUAUUAUGUGAGUCAACCUUUGCUGAAGAUUUUCCAGGAGGAAAAUCCACAAACUAGGAAGCAGUAGAAGAGCAAACUGGUCGUCCUACAGCUGUGUGUUACCUUUUCUCCAUCUGCUGUGUCCGUGCAACAUUUGUUUCCUAAGUGCUUUGUGUUUAGCAACACUGUAUUCACGACCUUGUUGGCUUGCAUUUGCAUGUUUUAUACCAAAGCUUAUACUGUAAUAUGUGAAGCCAUCAGAAGUCGCAAGGGAAUUGUUAAUAACAUAAAACAUUUUUAUACUAAGAUCAUUUGUUUUGUAAUUCAUUUUUAAAGAGUGGCUUGGAUGUUUUGAAAAUACUACUGAAUAUGUUAAUAUUCUUUUAAAUCUUAGAUUGAAAAAUGAUACAUUACUUAAAUUGAUAGCUCCUAAUAUAUUUUUAAAAUUACAACUAACAGACUUCUUCUGCAGGGAAAAUUGGUCAGCAAAGUGAAAUUAAAAAUUUUAAAGUUUUUCCCACUCUUGUUGGACAGUAGAUCAGUGAAAGGACUGCCCCACUUCAGAGUUUGCUCUCUUUAAGUAUAGAAUGUUUCCUUUUAAACAAAUUGCCAAUCAUCCAGCCUUUACUACUUCGCCCUCUAACAAAGUGCCUUACUGGCUAUUUAAUAUUACCCAGCUUUUAUGGGCAAGUUUACAAACAUUGUUUUUUAAAAAAUUAAAACCUGCAAUGUUUCGUGAUUAAAACAAGUCUUAUUGCAUUUGUUUCACUCUUAGCUCACUGAUUGGAAAACAUUUGUCAUUUUGCUCUGUUUGAUAUCCUCACUAUUAUGGAAUACAUUGUGCAGCUAAACAAUUUCCCUUGCGCCUAGUGGACAUUCAUGAAUGUGUACUACACGCAAGAAGAAACAAACCCCGAAAGAACACUUGUUGGAUUUGUUUUUUUUUACUAAAAGAGAAGUUUUGAAAUAAAAUGUUUUCUAUAGUAGAUCUUUGAAAAUACAAUAGGUAUAAUACUGCAUUUCUCAGUGUUUUACAAAGAUCAGAAAGAGAAACUUCUAGGAAUUACAAAGGGAAACUUUACUCCUCGAAAGGGUGCUCACAGAUGUUACAUACUGAACAGCUCCCUUUUAAAUGAUCAUUUAUUUUCAUCAAAGCCUGUUCUAUAUAUGCCCUUUCAUUUUCUAACGUUUGGUAUGAAAAAAUCAGUUUACUUACAGUAUGUUAAUUGUAUUGUGCUACUAUAAACAGGAACAUAAUUUCCAAUUCAGUUUUAAAUAAUUUUACCAGUACUACUAACUUUUAAGGAAAUUAAUUCAGUUGGUUACUCAGUGUUACAGAAACAGUCCAUAAAAGUAUUCACCCUAAGAGAAUGUCAAUCAUAUAAUGAUAAUUUGUGAAGCUUUGAGAAUCAAUCAUCAGUAAGUUACCAUCAGUUUAUAAAACAUUAUCACAUUUGUUUAAAUGUGACUUUAGAUACUUUUAUGCCAAAAAUAAACUCACAUGAGCACAUGACAUUCUGAGCUCUAUAAUCAGUGUGCUUCUGCUGUGCAGAAAUGUUAGAAACGUAUUGUCUAAAUAUCUUUGAUAAUUAAAAUGUUUAAUAUUUAAUGAAAUUUGUUGUUACUUAUUGUUUUAAAUCUGUUUUUUCUUUUAAUAAAGAUUUAAAUAAGAAA